Miscanthus lutarioriparius is the source of this 810-nucleotide messenger RNA. The record is from the annotation of a GenBank genome assembly. NCBI's taxonomy places the organism in Eukaryota, Viridiplantae, Streptophyta, Magnoliopsida, Poales, Poaceae.
AUGGGGCCGGACUCGUCGCCCAAGAAGUGGAGCCUCAAGGAGCAGCGCGCCACCUACCUCCAGUGGUUCGCCCUCGCCGACGAAGGUUUGCUUCCACGGCGCCUCAUCCUUUUCCAUCUCGCGGAUGAAUGGAUGUUACUAAAUUUUAUUUCGAUUGCGCCGGUGCUGCUACGCGAACGGAUCAAAGACGGAGAUGGCCGCCUGACGGGGAACGAUGAGCUUAGGUUCUUCGCCAUGUCCAAUCUCUCCAAGCCCGACCUGAAGCAGGGAUAUCUUGGAUUCUACGAGUUUAUGACUGCCAUGCAGAAAAAGAACUCUGGGAGUAAGGGCGAGUCUGCUAUUGUUGCAUGUCAUCCAUCAGAAUCACCGAUACCUGCCAGCUGGUUCAACUCCAAGUCAGGAAAGAAGAUUCCUUUGAAAUCAGUCACUUCGAUCAUCGAUGGGCUAAAGAAAUCAUACAUUGAGAAGUUGAGGCCUUUGGAAAAAACCUACCAGUUCCAUGACUCUGUGUCUCCCUUGCUGACUAGCAGUGAUUUUGAUGCAAAGCCAAUGGUCAUGCUGUUGGGUCAAUACUCCACCGGGAAAACAACAUUCAUAAAGCAUUUACUAAAGACAAGUUAUCCAGGUGCUCAUAUUGGACCAGAACCUACAACAGACAGAUUUGUUGUCAUCACUUCUGGACCGGAUGAAAGAUGCAUUCCUGGAAACACCAUUGCCGUUCAAGCUGACAUGCCAUACAGUGGCCUGUCAUCUUUCGGAACAGCAUUUUUAUCAAAGUUUGAAUGUUCUCAGAUGCCACAUCCAGUAUGA